CUGUUUUAUACCCCCAAACUGUCCCACUAUGAUUGACGACAACCGAAAGAUCGGCAUCGGGCUGUGCCUCCUGGGCCUCGUAUGCUUCUUCUUGGGCGUUAUAUUCUUCUUCGAUAGAGCAUUGUUGGCUUUAGGAAAUAUGGCGUUCCUUGUGGGGCUUUCGUUCUUGCUCGGUAUACACAAGACGUCGCGUUUCUUCCUUCGGAAAGAAAAGGCAACAGGUUCGGUAUGUUUUUUCGCUGGUUUCGCCCUGGUCAUCUACGGCUAUGCAUUUGUCGGCUUUCUCGUGGAGGCUUACGGCUUUUGGAAAUUAUUUGCAGCUUUCCUUCCCAACGUAAUGCACUCACUGAAGUUGAUACCGGGCGUUGGCUUCAUACUCAGCGUGCCGCCUCUGAAAUGGGUUGCAGACUAUGCUUACGAUCAGCGAAGACUUCCGUUGUAAGUGCAUCGUGGAUUGUCACCGAGCUGGGGUGGUGAUUGCAGUGUUAUCGAUCAUCAUCAUCAUCAUCAUCAUCAUCACUGAGGCACAUUGAGCAGCGGCCCAUCGUCGGCGUCCCAUUAUAGCUGUACAUUUGUCAUCCUCAUCGUCGUAGUUGGUGAUAGUAAGCAGCGAUGCUUCGAAAGGUGGAGCAGU
Molecule: messenger RNA, 634 nt
Organism: Perkinsus marinus ATCC 50983
Lineage: Eukaryota; Perkinsozoa; Perkinsida; Perkinsidae
Product: CGI-141 protein, putative
Exons: 6
Coding region: 29-442 (137 amino acids)
Biological process (GO): retrograde transport, endosome to Golgi; endoplasmic reticulum to Golgi vesicle-mediated transport
Source: RefSeq, a predicted model, not a curated record